Molecule: messenger RNA, 210 nt
Organism: Colletotrichum higginsianum IMI 349063
Lineage: Eukaryota; Fungi; Ascomycota; Sordariomycetes; Glomerellales; Glomerellaceae
Exons: 3
Coding region: 1-210 (69 amino acids)
Source: RefSeq, a predicted model, not a curated record
AUGCGGACCGUCUCGAGCGAGAUCAAGGUCAGGAUCGAGUUCCAGGUCGAGGUAGUUGAAGGAAAAGGAAAACAGGAGGGUCCGAAUGGUGGAGAAGGAGAGAGAUGGAGAGAAAGGAACGUUAAAAGCAAGCAAUCAGGCAAGCAAAUGGACUGGAAGUUACGAACGAAAGACCAGGCCAGACCAGACCAGAAUGGCAAGGAUGGAUGA